This is a messenger RNA of Contarinia nasturtii (swede midge), 1522 nucleotides long. Its product is annotated as sodium/potassium-transporting ATPase subunit beta-2-like. Bases 468 to 1406 code for a protein of 312 amino acids. Gene Ontology annotation, biological process: intracellular sodium ion homeostasis; sodium ion export across plasma membrane; intracellular potassium ion homeostasis. The transcript is spliced from 10 exons. Gene Ontology annotation, cellular component: sodium:potassium-exchanging ATPase complex. The record is from RefSeq and is a predicted model, not a curated record. Gene Ontology annotation, molecular function: ATPase activator activity. NCBI's taxonomy places the organism in Eukaryota, Metazoa, Arthropoda, Insecta, Diptera, Cecidomyiidae.
AUACAAUUAUUCGAGCAUCAUAAAAAACGAUCGUUAUUGCACAUAUCACAAAGCGACGUUCAAACAAUAUUCAUUUCACGUGCUCAUCCUAUACAUGGGAAGUGAAAAAAACAAAUGAUGUACUUGUAUAAGCGAAAAUACAGUAUGCGUAAAUAAAAGCCGAAAACUGAACAGAUCCGAAAAAAUAUAUCAGUAAGCAUUCGGUGCUUGGAUAUUUUGCACAUGUUUCUAAUAUAAGCGGCACAACUGUAUUUUUGAAAUAUAUUUCAAAAACAUUUUAGUGAAUCGUGAGUCUAGUGAAUCUAUUUAUAGCUUGAAAAUUCGCUCAGAUUUCCGAUGCACCAUUAGCAUACUUUUAAAAGUUGUCCGUAUAAAAACUCGAAUGAAAAGAAACUGAUAAUUCAACAAAAAAACUUUGUUAGCAGUUAUAGUAAUAUUUUUGUGCCAUAAAUUUAAUCAAAGGGAAUAUGAUGAAUAACGAAACCGUCGAUUACGAAGACUCGGCUCGAAAAUUACCAAAGCAGUUCAAUUUCUGGAGAGGAAUAUAUAAUAAAGACAAAAACUACAUUUUUGGGCGUACACCGAAGAACUGGGGUGAACUUCUUCUUUUCUACUCGAUAUUUUAUAUAAUUCUCGCUGCGUUAUUUGCAAUAUGCAUGCAAAGUCUUUUAUGGACAUUGGAUAAAAAAGUUCCUAAGUGGACAUUGAAUGAAUCGCGAAUAGGUGAUAACCCUGGUUUAGGCUUUAGACCUAUGCCUUUAAAUAUAUCUCAGGGCUCUUUGGUUUGGUUAAACAGUAGAAACGCAUCAACUAUAAAAAAUUAUGUCGAUUUGAUUGAUUCAUUUUUGUAUCCAUACGAGGAAGCAACACUCCAUCCACAUGAAAAUUCCGUGAAUUGCGAUUUUGAAAACUUGCCUUCAGCUGAUAAAGUGUGCAGGGUAAAUCUUAGUCAUUUUGGACAAUGCACCGCAGCAAACUCAUACGGUUACAACAGUUCCCAGCCAUGUAUAUUCUUGAAAUUAAAUAGGAUUUUCAAUUGGACACCGGAACCGUUUUUUGGGGAUACAGCUCUUCCAGAAAAUAUGCCCAAUGAUCUUAAAUUAUAUAUCAAAUCUCUGCAAGAGAAAGAGCAAAAUCAAGUGUUUAUUUCAUGUGAAGGACAGAAUCCAAGUGACAAAGAUUCCAUUGGAAAGAUUUCAAUUUCACCUAGAGGAUUUCCUCAUUAUUUUUUCCCGUACAAAAAUAAAGAAGGAUAUUUAAGUCCUUUGAUUUCGGUACAAUUCGAAUCACCACAAAGAAACAAAAAUAUCAAUGUUGAAUGUAUAGCUUGGGCUAAAAAUAUUGUUUAUCGUGGAGGUUUAAGAGAUCGUCAGGGCUCCAUUCACUUCGAAUUGAUGAUUGACUAGAAAUUUUUUUUGUAGACCAAUUUCUUCUAAAUAUCGAGAAUCAUCAUUAAUGUUUUAUCUUGAGUUGUUAUUGUACUUAUCUUUUGAAUAAAUAUCUCCCAUUUUGUUGCAAAUAA